AUGAACUACACGGCGGCGCCUCCCGCAGCUCCCUCAUUCGCCCCGCAGGCACCUCAGUAUCGACCUCAAGCCCCUGCCCAAUCAAUCUACUAUUCCGCACUGCCGCCUCCACCCAUACCUGCGGUGUCGUCGCCCGUCGUCCAUCAUUAUGCCCCUGCUCCAUCCCAAGCCCCUCAAUAUCAACCUCCGGCUCCUAGGACUACUCAGCCGGCACAACGGGCCCCGCCCCCGCAAAGUCAACAGGGCGGCACACCACAACCGCGACCCCGCCGACAAUACCCGGCCCUACCGGUCCCGCUUUCCCACAUCUAUCGGCAAGUUCGCGAUAAGAUCGGGACAAUAGCGCCCGGCCCAAGCUUCGAUCCCACCAUCCAAGAUCAAAGCAAGCAGUGCGAAUACCAUCGGGGUGCACCAGGGCACACCCUGGACACUUGUUGGAGAUUGAGGGAGAGGGUUCAGGAAAUGAUCGAUGCGAAGGAGCUCGUAUUCAAUGCUGUAAGGCCUCCGAACGUACAGGCCAAUCCUCUUCCUGACCAUGGGCCGGCUCCGGGGCCUUCCAUCAACAUGAUCACCGUGUGCACGUCAAGCGAGGACGAAGGCAAACAAGAUGGGUUCUCUCCCGUUGUGAUUGAAUACGUACCGACGGAAGUCGCAGUCGGGUUCACCGGGGUAGACGUGCCUCAUGCCCCGCUUGUCAUAGACGUCCCCGCCCGGGAGCCAUACUCGAACGAUAGGGUCCCCUGGACCUAUGAGGGAAGUGUCGGGAGGCUAGAGCAACAAUUCGGUGUCAUGGGCAUAACCCGCUCAGGGCGGCUAUAUGAGAACCCGGCGACCACCGACAAAAGGAAGGCACCCGCUGUCGAAGAAGAGAGGAGGCCUAGCACCCUGCCUGCUUCGUCCAAGAAGGUGACAGAAGAGGAGGCCGAAGCCUUCAUGAAGGUCAUCAAGGUCGACUAUCGGGACCUCAAUAAGGCCAGCCCCAAGGACAACUUUCCCUUGCCCCACAUCGACAUACUAGUUGACAACACGGCGCGCCACUCUCGGUUUUCUUUCAUGGACGGCUUCUCCGGAUACAAUCAAAUUCGGAUGGCCGAGGAAGACAAGAUCAAGACGACAUUCACUACCAUGUGGGGAACCUUCUGUUAUCGCGUCAUGCCUUUCGGUCUCAAGAACGCCGGGGCAACUUAUCAGAGGGCUAUGGUCACAUUGUUCCACGACAUGAUGCAUAAGGAAGUCGAGGUCUAUGUUGACGACAUGAUUGCCAAGUCCAAAGAAGGAGAGGACCACCUCGUUAAUCUGAAGCGUCUCUUCGACCGCUUAAAAGAGUACAAGCUUCGGCUCAAUCCGGCGAAAUGCACGUUCGGCGCUCGAUCGGGAAAAUUACUAGGAUUCGUGGUCAGCGAGCGCGGCAUCGAAGUAGAUCCCGAUAAAGUCAAGGCGAUCAAGGAGCUUCCUCCGCCAUCUUCGGUCCGCGAAGUACGAGGCUUCUUGGGCCGGCUGAAUUACAUCGCACGAUUCAUUGCAAACCUAACAGACAAAUGCCAACCACUCUUUCGCUUGCUCCGCAAGAACGCGGCGAUUGAAUGGGACGAAGAAUGUCAGAAGGCCUUUGACACCAUCAAGGCGUAUUUGGUCCGACCACCGGUAUUGGUCCCGCCUACACCGGGUCGUCCCCUCGUACUUUAUCUAACGGUACGCCGCCAAUCAUUAGGAUGCAUGUUGGGACAGGAGGAGGAGUCCACGCACACGGAACGCGCGAUCUACUAUCUGAGCAAAAAGUUCACCGAUGGAGAGUCAAAUUAUUCGGAAAUCGAGAAGAUGUGCUGUGCAUUGGUGUGGGUCAUGCAAAGGCUUCGACAAUACACGCUUUAUCACACGGUCCGCUUGCUGUCAAAGGCAGACCCCUUGAAGUACUUACUUGAUAGUCCCUCCUCCACGCGGAACCUCGCCAAGUGGCGUUGUCAAUUAACGGAGUAUGAUAUUGAAUACGUGUCCCGCACUUCGGUCAAGGGGCAAGCGAUUGCGGAUCAUUUGGCAGAAUUCCCAAUUGAAGACCACACACCAAUUAAUCCCGACUUCCCGGAUGAGGGAAUCCUCCGAGUAGACGACGAGGGAGAGGAGCCGGGAUGGAAGAUGUAUUUCGACGGUGCUGUCAAUUCCACGGGAUCAGGCAUCGGCGCGGUACUGAUAUCCCCGGACGGGCGCUAUUACCCGGUAGCGGCAAAGAUCGACUUUCCCUGCACCAAUAAUGUGGCUGAGUACGAGGCAUGUAUUCUCGGCCUCCAAGCGGCGAUUGAUUUCAAAGUAAAAGAGCUCGAAGUGUUCGGUGACUCCAUGCUCACUAUCUUCCAGACAUUGGGGCAAUGGAAGACAAAGGACGCAAAACUGGUGCCGUACCACGAGUACCUCGAGAAGUUAACCGAGAACUUCGAGGACAUCUCGUUCACCUACACUCCGCGCAUGACAAAUCAAUUCGCGGACGCGCUUGCAACGCUCGCCUCUAUGGUGAGCAUCACGAAGGAGAACCUUAUCGAGCCCCUCGAGAUUGAGAUAGCCGAAGGACCGGCGCACUGCAAUUCAAUCGAAGCAUCCGAGGCGAAGCCGUGGUACGAAGACAUCAAGAACCUUCUGCGAACCGGCCAAUACCCCCCAUUUGCCGACCGCCGCGACCGGAAGACUCUCAGACGCCUCACGAUACACUACUUCUUGAGUGACGAGAUACUCUACCGCCGCUCCUUCGACUCCACACUCCUCCGGUGCAUCGACGAACACGAAUCGCGGCGUCUCAUGGAGGAGGUGCACGGGGGAAACUGUGGACCCCAUAUGAACGGCCUCAUGCUCGCUAAGAAGAUCAUGCGCCUGGGUUAUUAUUGGUCCACCAUGGAGACUGAUUGUGUGAAGCAUGUCAGGCAUUGCCACCGAUGUCAGGUCUACGCCGAUCAAAUCAAAGCGCCGCCCAACGAAUUGCGCCCCAUGACGGCACCAUGGCCUUUUUCAAUGUGGGGAAUGGAUGUGAUCGGCCCGAUCAACCCCAAAGCGUCCAACGGUCACAUGUUCAUUUUGGUGGCAAUUGACUACUUUACCAAGUGGAUCGAAACCGUCACUCUUGCGUCAGUCACCGCAAAGGCCGUGGCCCGUUUUCUCAGACGCGACGUCAUUGCCCGAUACGGGGUCCCUUCGACAAUCAUCACAGACAACGCCAAGAACCUGAACAACAAGGUCAUCGACGAGCUUUGUGCACAAUUCAAAAUCCGACACCGCAAUUCCACCCCGUACCGUCCCCAAAUGAACGGUGCGGUGGAAGCAGCGAAUAAGAACAUCAAAAAGAUCAUCGAAAAAAUGACGGUGAACUAUAAGGAUUGGCACGAGAUGCUCCCCUAUGCACUCUUGGCGUAUCGUACGUCCAUACGGACCUCAACCGGGGCGACCCCGUACUCGCUAGUCUAUGGCACGGAGGCCGUCCUCCCAAUCGAAGUAGAGAUCCCUUCCUUGAGGAUUCUUGCCGAGGCCGAGCUUGAAGAAGCGGAAUGGGCAAAGCAGCGGUACGAACAGUUAAAUUUCAUUGAUGAGAAGAGGCUGAAAGCGCUAUGCCACGGACAGUGCUAUCAACAAAGAAUGGCUCGAGCCUUCAACGCAAGAGUCCGCCACCGCGAUUUCAACCCCGGCGACCUCGUUUUAAGGAAAGUCCUACACGUCACGCCGGACUCUCAAGGGAAGUUCUCGUACAAAUACGAUGGCCCCUUUGUCAUCAAAGAGGUUUUCUCCGGAGGAGCGGUCAUCUUGAGCGACAUGGACGGCACUGAAAAUGCCCUUCCCGUCAACGCUGACGCCAUUAAGAAGUAUUACCCGUGA
Molecule: messenger RNA, 3852 nt
Organism: Punica granatum (pomegranate)
Lineage: Eukaryota; Viridiplantae; Streptophyta; Magnoliopsida; Myrtales; Lythraceae
Source: RefSeq, a predicted model, not a curated record